Messenger RNA from Balaenoptera musculus (blue whale), 1237 nucleotides. It is a transcript of the gene EVA1B, whose product is annotated as eva-1 homolog B. The transcript has 3 exons. The coding region runs from base 211 to 714 and encodes 167 amino acids. The record is from RefSeq and is a predicted model, not a curated record. Lineage: Eukaryota; Metazoa; Chordata; Mammalia; Artiodactyla; Balaenopteridae.
GGAGGAAACUUUCCGCCGGCUGGUCCAUCGGCCCUUGUCCGGCCCGCGCUGCCGCGGCCUGGGAUCCGAGCCGGGCGGGCAGGUGACCGGGACCGGACGGGGCGGGAGCGGCCGGGCCCCGGGUGUCUGCGGCCGCCGGACGCGCCGGGGCCGGGCAGCGGGGAAGCGGGGCGCUGACGGCUGACAGGGGAGCUGCGCCCCCAGAGAAGCAUGGAUGCCCCCCGAAGGGACAUGGAGUUGCUCAGCAACAGCCUGGCGGCCUACGCACACAUCCGCGCUAACCCCGAGAGCUUCGGCCUCUACUUCGUGCUGGGUGUCUGCUUUGGCCUGCUGCUCACCCUGUGCCUCCUGGUCAUCAGCAUCUCCUGCGCACCCCGCCCGCGGCCCCGAGGCCCCACUCCGCGCCGGGACCCCCGCAGCAGCACCCUGGAGGCCGACGACGACGACGACGACGACGACGAGGAGGACACGGUGACUCGGCUGGGCCCCGACGACACGCUGCCGGGCCCCGAGGUGUCCGCGGAGCCCGACGGGCCCCUGAGCGUCAACGUCUUCACUUCGGCGGAGGAGCUGGAGCGAGCGCAGCGGCUAGAGGAGCGGGAACGGAUCCUGCGGGAGAUCUGGCGCACUGGACAGCCAGACCUGCUGGGCACCGGCACGCUGGGGCCCAGCCCCACGGGCACGGGCACCCUGGGCCGCAUGCACUAUUACUGACCGGCCCCCAGAGCGUACUGGAUAUGCACAGGGGCUUCGAGCUGCCCCAGGACCUUUGGACUGCCCCUGCCCACGGUGCUAUGGAGGCCCCGCCCCCACGGCUCCCCUGGUGCUGUUGGGCCUGGAUUCCCGUCCCCUGGGAGACACCCUUCCCCCGUCCAGCCAGAAGGCCCUGGGGGUAGGGCAGGACGCAGGGUCCCCAUCCCGUCUCUGGGGGACGGUUAAGAGGUGACGUGACCAAUGAAAGCUGCAUUCUCAGUGACUCAGUCUCCCUCUGUUAUCCUUCCCCCUAAUGACUCCCAAGCUCUUGCCAUGCAGGGGGCCCCAGGGCUGAGACCCCUUUACCAGGCUGACCACCUCCUUCCACCCACCCGACGCCUCAGCACACAUGCUUGCGUUCAAUUCACACAUGGCAAAAACACACACUCCUGCACCCACACUCCACCGCCUCACCACAGACGCACACACAAAAAUCAACCGCAUUCCUUUCAAAUGCAUUCCUUACCAGUAAACGCCCGGGUAC